Messenger RNA from Drosophila elegans, 887 nucleotides. RefSeq lists its product as uncharacterized. The record is from RefSeq and is a predicted model, not a curated record. The transcript has 4 exons. The coding region runs from base 6 to 887 and encodes 293 amino acids. Lineage: Eukaryota; Metazoa; Arthropoda; Insecta; Diptera; Drosophilidae.
GUAAAAUGGAUGGUUACAGAACCCUUCCAACCCUGUUGUUUCUUGCCCUCUUCCAUAAUUCACAGGGCAAGUUUGUUUGGAGUACGGGAGGAGCAUCUUCGCUUUUUGUGGCCUUAGCUCUGCCUUUGGAUUUGCAGAGAGAAAAAGCGUUUUUGACCUACAAUUUUGAGGUCUCCUAUAGUUUGCCCAAAACCUGGAAAAAGAAGCCGCCAAUCUUGCGUUAUGGUAAUGGCACAGACGAUGAAAGUCUGUUAGGUGAUCACCAUGGCCACCAACAGUUUGAUGAUUUUGUCUACGAUGACUUCUAUGAUGAUGAUGAUCAUCAUCAUUCUGGUCACAAGCAUAAACACCAUCAUAAUAAGAAAAAGAAGAAAAGCAAAUCCAAGCCUGGAGCUGCCGACAAGCCACCAAAAAACAGGCCCAAAAAUAAGCACAAAAAAAAACAUAAGCCAAAGCCAAAACCAAAUCCACCGCCAGAGGAAGAAGACGAGGACUACAAGGAUUUCUUCCAGGGAUUUCCCCUAGAUGUCAUGGGCGAAUCCGUGGGCAGAAGUCGUGAAAAGAGGUCCCUGCUCUCACGUUCCAAGUUCUAUGACAUUAUCAAUCAUCGUUUCGAAAUGCAUGGCUUAGGCUUGGGAGAUCGCUGUUUAUUAAGAUUGAUUUGCGAGGCAAAUAGCUACCAAUUGGCAGAACUCAAUGGAGUGCUGGGCAGCUUAAUUCAUAUAAUGUUCAGUCCCAGUAGCUCUAGAUACGAGGCAUUACCUAAACGCUAUUACAUCGCCGAGUUGGAUGGCCGAAAUGACAACUGCGGGGGCUAUCAGCCGCAAUGUCAGCAUAAUAUUCUCGACUUAAUCACGCAACCCCCGACAAAUAAAGCCAAAAUGUAA